Trichoderma atroviride IMI 206040 is the source of this 339-nucleotide messenger RNA. RefSeq lists its product as uncharacterized. The record is from RefSeq and is a predicted model, not a curated record. Lineage: Eukaryota; Fungi; Ascomycota; Sordariomycetes; Hypocreales; Hypocreaceae.
AUGUGCACCUAUAUAGGUUGUUUUUGCCCCAUUUGCGAGAAGCGUUUGCAAACGCUGAGGGUGCCCUGCGAAAAGGCUAAGAAGGGCGAAACCUGUGGUGAAUUCACAGAGGCCAGAGACUACGUAGAGGACGAUCCCUGCGAGAAGUGCUUCAAGAGACGUCAACCUACCAUUGCGAACAAGGCAAAGGACAUUGCGCGAAGAUUCACGGGCGGCGGUUCCGGUUCUGCUGCUGCUUCAUCAUCCAAGAAGAUGGCCCAAACUGGUGAUUUGGAUCAUAUUUAUGGAGAAUAUGAGACUGACGCGCUAGCCAACUGCGCCAUGAAGACUUUCUUGUGA